Molecule: messenger RNA, 1325 nt
Organism: Vicia villosa (hairy vetch)
Lineage: Eukaryota; Viridiplantae; Streptophyta; Magnoliopsida; Fabales; Fabaceae
Product: transcription factor BHLH089
Exons: 5
Coding region: 265-945 (226 amino acids)
Biological process (GO): regulation of DNA-templated transcription
Cellular component (GO): nucleus
Molecular function (GO): protein dimerization activity; DNA-binding transcription factor activity
Source: RefSeq, a predicted model, not a curated record
CUCAACACUCUCCACUCCAGGCCGAAAGGGAUAUCACAAACUAACCUCAUCAAUUUCUCACAUAAUUCUUCUUCUCUUCUCCAUGCUACCACGCAAUUGCAUAGACUAAUUCUCGAGUCAGACACACUCUACAAAAAAUUUAUGAUCAUUGAUCAACAUCAAACUCAUAAUUGCUAGUACUAUACUAGUACUACUACUACCUUAAUAAAUAAAAUCACAACAAUCUCUUCAUUAUUAUUAUUACUAUUGUUAUUAUCAACAACAAUGGAGCAUCCUCUCAUCAACGAUUGCACUUUCUCUUCUGCUAAUCCUUCUUUAUCAGAAAUUUGGCCUCAUUUCUCAUCCCAAAACAACAACAAACGAAACAACUCCCUCUCCAACAAUGACUCUGCCACUAAGCAUGUUAAACUAGCACUACAAGAGGAUGAUCAAAACGCUGCGUUUAAACCCGAACCAGAUACAAUUUCAGCACAGAAACAACAGCAGAAUGCGAAACCUUCUUCUGAAUCGCAACCGCCACCGCCACCGCCAGCUAAACAAGAUUAUAUUCACGUUAGAGCAAGAAGAGGCCAAGCCACCGAUAGUCACAGUCUCGCUGAAAGAGCGAGAAGAGAAAAGAUUAGUGAGAGAAUGAAAAUUCUACAAGAUUUAGUUCCAGGAUGUAACAAGGUAAUUGGUAAAGCACUUGUGCUUGAUGAGAUAAUCAAUUAUAUUCAAUCGCUACAACAUCAAGUUGAGUUUCUUUCAAUGAAGCUUGAAGCAGUUAAUUCAAGAUUGAAUAUGCACCCUUCUAUUGAUUGUUUCCCUUUAAAAGAUGUUGGUGCUCAACCAUUUGACCUUUCUGGAAUAGUAUUUGGAUCGCAAGCAGGAAGGGGCUAUGCUCAGGGAUCACAGCCAGGAUGGCUACAUAUGCAGAUAGCAGGUAGUUUAGAUAAAACAUCGUAGCAAAAGGACGAUUCAUUGGGAAUGAUACAGCAAUCAGUACGGUUGGUUUUUCAUUUAAAAUUACGAAAUAUCACAGGGGUUGGUCACCACGGCGCGCUAUUGACGACCUAGUCAUUGUCUAGAAUAUUGUACACAUCAUUUGUAGAAAAAUACAUAUAAUCUCCAUUUGCAUAAUCUGAUUGAGUAUACUAUGCUGUGCUUCAAUCUGAUAGCUGCUGAAAUAAUGUUAUUAUGCUCAUCUGCUGCAAUGGGAUUUUGCUUUCAUGAUAUGUAUUCAUAUUCAUAUGUAACUGGCAGUAUAUGUAUUCGGGUACGGAAGUUUCCCCUUGUUAGGAAAAUUGAGUCAUUGUAAGAAUCAGAUUAUCAAUAAAUAUGUAUCA